AUGUCUCGAAAACCACCACCGCAAGAUGAUUUGGAAAUGAACCAGAUGGCUCAAGCCGAAUUGGUGAGAUUACAAAGACAAUAUAGAAUUAUGGAAGGUGAUCGACAGUCCUACACAGAUGAAAUGAAGUUUUAUCUGGAAAAGCAAAGGAAAGUGAUUUAUGCUUUAGAGAAGGAAAAGGACGAACUGAUUACCAAUUUAAACAUUUCAAAAUCCCUCCACAAUGAAUGGGAAAGUAACAUUCAAUCGCAAAGACUUCUUAUGCUUUUAUCAAAACAGGAUGAGCUCGAAGACCAAAUAAAAACAGAAAAAUCACAGCUUACGGAAUUGGAAUCACAAAUAAGAAAGGUAGAAAGAGAAGUUUUAAACUUGAAGAAGAAAGACAUCCCAGAACUUCAGCUUUGUGAAAAGGCCAUUGAAUGUGCAAGGAACAUGGAUCUAUUGGAAAACAGACUUUAUGUGGCUACUGUAAAUUUAAACAAAAUGCUUACAGGCAAUGGGAGUUUACGGCAAGAAAUUAAUCAUUUACUAAAAGAAAGAGCGCACUUCAACAACCUUUAUCAAAUGUUAAUCGGUCAAUUCACUACAGGGAAAAAAAUCAUGUUGGAUCUCAUAGAACAAGCUACAUUAGCUUAUGAUCAAAGAGAAGAGGCCCAAGCCAAACUGCAAGCUUUGAAAGAAAGAGAUAGGGCCGAUUUGCUACUGCACAGUCAAGAAAUGCGAGAAUUACAAAGGAGAUUUGACUUGGACUCAAAACUUCAAGAUUUUCUUGGGAUAAAAGGUCAAAAGAGGAUAAUGGCUGAUUUAGAGGCUAAGGAGGCAGUCAAGAAACAACAACAAAAAGAAGCGACAGAACAGCUUAUCACAACGUACAACUCAAUACUGGAACAAAUCAAGGAGUUUUCUGGUGAAAGUGAUGUAGACCGACUGGCAGCGAGGUUUUUAAAACAAGAGGAAGAAAAUUUUACACUCUUCAACUAUGUCAAUGAACUCAACAAUGAGCUUGAAGUUUUGCAAGAGCAGACAAAUGAAUUGAUGUUGUCAAUAGACGAACAAAGGAACAUCAACAAAGAAAGAGCAGCCCAGCAACAGGAGACAAUCACAUCCUUAACUGAGAUCCUGGAUGCCAGGACCAAGGACACUCAUGAGGCUCUACAGGGACAGAACUUGAGCAUAUCCAUCCUGGACGGACUACUCAAGGGAGUUGAAACUCUCUUCUCUGAGAGCAGAUGUGACAAAGCUCCAAUCCUUCACCUACUAGGAGAAGAAGCUUCAGUGUCAACAUUCAACGUGAUGUUGUUCCUUGGCAUCAUCAACCAGCAAAUAGAAGACUUGAUGAUUGUCCCUGAGCCAGUCACUCCAGUCCAACAAUCUGCUCGUAGUAAAGCUACACCUCCCAGCAAGACUCAUUCUACACUCUCCAGUCCACUGUAA
This is a messenger RNA of Macrosteles quadrilineatus (aster leafhopper), 1434 nucleotides long. Its product is annotated as coiled-coil domain-containing protein 63-like. The transcript has 7 exons. NCBI's taxonomy places the organism in Eukaryota, Metazoa, Arthropoda, Insecta, Hemiptera, Cicadellidae. Bases 1 to 1434 code for a protein of 477 amino acids. The record is from RefSeq and is a predicted model, not a curated record.